Messenger RNA from Cryptomeria japonica (Japanese cedar), 528 nucleotides. RefSeq lists its product as uncharacterized. The transcript has a single exon. The record is from RefSeq and is a predicted model, not a curated record. Bases 1 to 528 code for a protein of 175 amino acids. Lineage: Eukaryota; Viridiplantae; Streptophyta; Pinopsida; Cupressales; Cupressaceae.
AUGGCAAAGCGCACAGCCCACCAGCACAAGUUCAUCUUGUACAAGGACCUUCCAUUGUACGAAUGCGGGCGGUGCAGAGAAUAUGGAGCCAACUGUGGAUAUAAGUGCAACAAAAUAGAUAACUCAAACUGCCGGUUUGUUCUACACAAAGUGUGUGCCAAACGGUCCAACGUCUUGUCGGCCCCCGUUUUCAGCCGGGCUAAAUUUGAUUUCCAAGAAAAUUGUGACCACAAAAUGUAUAGUUGCACAGCCUGUGAGAGGCCCAUCAAAGGUGGGUUUUAUAGAGAGCGUAAUCGUCCCCAUAUGAGGCUUCAUCCGCUCUGCAUUAGACUUCCUUCACGGCUUAACUCUCCAGCUCAUUCUCAUCGCUUGAGUCUCGUUUCUGCCAGAGGAAUAUAUACUUGCGGGUGUUGCAAGAAAUGGAGAAAUCGGGUUUGGAGAUAUCAAUGUAAGGAAAGUGCAUGCAAAUUUGUAGUGGAUUUGCAAUGUGCGAAACGUGAAAUCCAUGGAAUUCCAAUGAGCGAGUAA